Messenger RNA from Yarrowia lipolytica CLIB122, 879 nucleotides. RefSeq lists its product as uncharacterized. Gene Ontology annotation, cellular component: mitochondrion. The record is from RefSeq and is a predicted model, not a curated record. NCBI's taxonomy places the organism in Eukaryota, Fungi, Ascomycota, Dipodascomycetes, Dipodascales. Gene Ontology annotation, molecular function: catalytic activity. Gene Ontology annotation, biological process: fatty acid beta-oxidation.
AUGCUCCGAACAAUCUCCAGAACCCGGACCAUGGUCCCCAGCCGACAUUUGAUCUCAUACAGAUUCUUCUCCGACGUGUCCACGACCAAGGGAGAGACGUUCACUCUGACCAAACACUUUUUGGAUGCCUCCAAUACCGCCCACAUUGCCGUCUACUCGCUCAACCGGCCCGAGGCCAUGAACUCCAUCUCCAAGAAGCUUCUGGAGGAAUUUGAGACCUACAUCAACUCGCUGGCAGCCGAAGGACGUCAUCAGAAUGUCACCAACACUCGUGCUCUGAUUCUGAGCUCGGAGCUGCCCAAGGUUUUCUGUGCUGGAGCAGAUCUCAAGGAGCGAAAGACAUUUACUGAUGCUGACACCGCUGCCUUCCUUAACAAGCUCAAUGGCACUCUCGACACCAUCCAGAGCCUGCACAUGCCCACUAUCACUGCCAUUCAGGGCUUUGCCCUCGGAGGAGGCGCUGAGAUCUCCCUGGCCACAGACUUCCGAGUUCUGUCUGAUGUGGCCCAAUUUGGUCUGCCCGAGACCCGUUUGGCAAUCUUGCCUGGCGCUGGAGGAACCAAGCGACUCCCCAAGCUGAUUGGAUACUCUCGAGCUCUUGAUCUGGUGCUCACUGGACGACGAGUAAAGGCCGACGAGGCUCUCCAUCUUGGUAUUGCCAACCGAACCGGCGAGAACGCCCUCGAGACUGCCCUUGAAAUGGCUAAGCUCAUCUGUGAGGGAGGACCCAUUGCGAUCAAUGCGGCAAAGAUGGCUGUUCGAGGCCAGUCCAAGGAGUGGGAGAUCGCCGCCUACAACAAGGUGGUCAAUUCGGAAGACAAGUUCGAGGCUCUGUCGGCAUUCAAGGAAAAGCGAAAGCCCAUUUUCAAGGGUCGAUAA